Phytophthora nicotianae INRA-310 is the source of this 3211-nucleotide messenger RNA. RefSeq lists its product as hypothetical. The record is from RefSeq and is a predicted model, not a curated record. Bases 15 to 2843 code for a protein of 942 amino acids. NCBI's taxonomy places the organism in Eukaryota, Oomycota, Peronosporomycetes, Peronosporales, Peronosporaceae. The transcript has a single exon.
GAUAGACGGCACCAAUGUCCUGGCUCAAAAUUUAUCAAUUCCGAGGAGUUAUCUCCAGGAGCUGCUCACCAUCGGAAACCUUUCUCGUCGACUCAACGACUGUGGGUGCACUUCACUCUCCAUUUCGCUGCGGCUACGUCAUUGUGCGGUUGUCCUUGUUUGGGGCCCCACCGAGCAAACCGGCUUCGAGCAACACGGUGAAGGUUACGAUGGCGCACAAUAAGCCCACGUCAACUCGAGACACUCUACCGACCGCAGCUCCGGAUGACGUUACCGCAGACUCCAACGUUACGUCCAAGGCACCGCAAUGGAGUCGGCUGAGAGCACUACUACAAACUAUCGUCGAACGGGAUUACCCGUGGCUGGGAUGGGCUUUCGUCUACAGCUUCACGCUAUUUUUUCUGUUCGUGUACCGGUGCAUUGGGCUCAGCGCUCUGAUUUCCAUGUACGCUAGUGCUGAGGACGGCACUCUGGCUGUGGUGCUUGGAGUCUUAAUACUGGGGUUCUUGGAGGACUUCGUCUGCGUCACGUACUUUGCGUGCACUCUGUGGUUGUUCGACAAGCUCAAGCCUAUUGUAGCCAAACGAUUCACGGGUGAAGGAGUAGCCAUUCGAGUCGCUGGGAAGAUGGCUGUCUUCUCUGUAUCGUGGCUACUCUUCGUGGCCUUCACUAUCCCAGUAGUAGCUGAUGUACUCAUCGUGCGUCUGCGGGACAUGCGCUUCACCUUCGACAUCAUCGUCAUGGCUAUUCAGGAGAAAGACAACGCCAGCUCUUUCGAAGUUUCGACCGAGGAGAUUACGGACGCGUGUGUGAAUGCCACAGCUCUAGUACUAGCAGCGACGUUCUUCGCCUUUGUGCGUACAAGAGCUUCAUGGGCAGAUCUUGCAAGGUGGAAUCCGACUCAGAUCGCUUUGCCUCUAAGUUCUUCAUACGCUUACGAUAUCUUGCGUUUGACUGGUAGUACCAAGAACCAACUCAACUCUAACGAACCAAAAGUUCAAGAAUCCAGUCCAGUUACAGAAGACGCUGAAGUAUCGACACUAACUGAAAAAGUUGACGACAAAGGUACCAAGAGCUCUCGAUACGUGACAGUUGAUAUCGACGCCUCGGAAUGUUCCACCGCUGCAUCGGAUGACGACAACGACACCUCUCAAUGUUUACCGGUAGAGAAAGAGGACACCAAUCGAGUGGACAAGCGCCAGUAUCUUCAGCAGAGUCUCAUCGCUCUUGUCGGUCUGAUUCUCUUCCCCAUGCUCAUCAUCGCAGUGAGUUGUGCGUGUUCUCCUCUCGUCGCCUACUCAGCAUUGAACACGACACUCAACGAGAUGCUUGGCCAUGCCUUCCAACCAGAUGUUGACGGUAGUACCUCUGCAGUCGACGAAAAGGACCUUCCUUGGGUCGAGACGUACAUUCAUCACGCAACGGAGAACCACGAAUUGUUCGGGAAUGACACACUUUAUCGACGUACUACCGGGUUCCAAGGAGAUCUCGCGUUUGACGUCAAGGUUAACCCGAAAAAUCCUCCGAAUGUUCUACUUCUGGUGAUCGAAUCCUUCCGGUACCACGACUCGCACUACCUCGUAGGGGACGAAGAUCCGUCCAACCUUUUCAAAGACAGCGAUAUGACCAUCACCCCGAAUUUUGACAAGUGGGCGAAGCGUGGUAUCGCUCUACGGAACUACUGGUCCAGUUGGCGCACUAGUCGAUCGGUGGAGAGUUUGUUGUUCGCACAACUUCCAUAUGAUCACGUGACCAAGUCCGGUAUGACUGGAGGUCAACAUGAGACCAAUUUGUCUGGUUUACCGCAGCUCUUUAGUGCUAAAGGGUACGAAACAUUCUUCACGACUGGAUGUAGAACGAACUAUGACAGUUGGGACGCUUUCCUCCCAGCUCAUGGCUUUGACACUGUGUGGAGUCGUAACGAGAUGAUGAAACUUGCCCAAAGCGACUUGGGCAUCAAACCUGGUGACUGGAAAGGACCUGAACACCGAGGACUCAACUGGGGUGUGCACGAUGACUUAAGUUUCCAGCUUCUCGGCGAUUUAUUCGUGAACAAGACCAAGGCUCAAGCUGAACGAGUAGCGAACGGAGAACCAAAGAAGCCGCUGUUCCUUACGCACUAUACAAUUUCGAGUCACGUCAACUACGUACAGCGACCCAAAUGGUACGACGAGUCGAAGAAACCCGAUUUUUCGGCAUUGUAUAAAGGGCAAAAGUACGCGGACAACAUCAAAAAUUACCUGGAAAUCCGGUAUUUUACCGACAUGGAAUUCGGUAAAUUCAUGGAUCGAAUGGCUGAAGCAGGUAUUCUCAAUGAUACGAUUGUGGUUAUCUCCGGCGAUCAUGGUCAAGGACCAGAGUUUGGCAACGAUGUCCCUGAAGACCGAGAUGUCUCUGCGACUCGAGUGGCUGGCGCUAUUGUCGCUGAAGGGCGACUGGGUGACGCUGUGGGGAUGGUCAUGGACGACGCCAUGGAGCAGUAUGAUAUCUUGAACACACUGGCGGAUAUUACCGGAGUACCGGAGGGAGGAUUCGAGCAAGACGGCGUGGGUCGGUCACUUAAGCGUAAGAUUAAAUUCGGUAAACGGGUUGUGUACAGCAACAACCCCACGCGGAAGAUGUCGGUUGUGCGUGGACAUGAGCGACUGCGGUACGACAAGGUGACGGACUCGAUGUUACUGCAUAAUCCGGACACGGAUCAUGAUAUGAAGAACGAUCUACUACCUACUCUUACGGAAGAGGAACGUGCAGACUGGAUUAGUUGGCGUGACGCUGGGCGUCGUAUCAACUCGUACUACACGAAGCGCUGGGAGGGAAAGUGCUUACUUGCUGCGGAAUGUUGAUUUAGUAGAACGAAGAGUCAAGGUACACCCAGUGAAUAGAAUUAUAAAGUACUUUAUCCUUGAAGGUUUCAAGUUGAAGAAAAAGGAAAUACUACGUAGUAAGUAUGGGAAAAAGCAGGCGGGCUUUCUCGAAAUGAAUGAAGAACAACGGCAACUAUCUGAGAGCCAACGGGGCACCACACUAUCUCACGGUAUGUUUCGGUCUUUCAAAAUGCCGGUGUUGAAAACAGGAUCGCUAGUGAGCCACUUAAUCGAUGGCUUUUUGCUGGUGUCUUUUGGGUCCAGUCUUGCUGGCUUCCAGUUUACUGCUUCUAAGUAAAUCAUAUUUCAAAAUAUGAUAUUAUCAUAUUAUGAAGUAUUAUUCUUUC